Messenger RNA from Trypanosoma theileri, 729 nucleotides. Its product is annotated as NAD-dependent deacetylase. The transcript has a single exon. The coding region runs from base 1 to 729 and encodes 242 amino acids. Lineage: Eukaryota; Euglenozoa; Kinetoplastea; Trypanosomatida; Trypanosomatidae. Gene Ontology annotation, molecular function: protein-succinyllysine desuccinylase activity; NAD+ binding; protein-malonyllysine demalonylase activity. The record is from RefSeq and is a predicted model, not a curated record.
AUGCAGUCGCGGUGUCGGCUGGUGGCUAUUCUCACCGGCGCCGGUCUCUCGGCGGAGUCGGGCAUCGCCACUUUUCGCGACCAGCGCGGCCUGUGGGAGAACCACCGCGUGGAGGACGUCGCCUGCCCGUCGGCGUAUCAGCGGGACCCGCUGGUGGUGCAGCGCUUCUACAACGCCCGCCGCCGGGCACUGUUGGCCCCGCAGGUGAAACCCAACGCGGCGCAUCUCGCGAUUGCGAAACUGCAGCGGGAGUUCCGCGACGGGCGAGUGGUGGUCAUCACACAAAACGUGGAUGAUUUGCAUGAGCGGGCGGGAUCCACGUCGGUGCUGCACAUGCAUGGAGAAUUAUUAAAGGUGCGUUGUACCGUAACGGGCGAGGUGUUUCACUGGACACGAGAUGUGGAGCACUUGAAGGAUAAAUGUGCGUGUUGUGCCGCCGUUGGGACGCUGCGGCCGCAUAUUGUUUGGUUUGGUGAGAUGCCACUUUACAUGGAUGCGAUCGCGGAGGUGUUGGAGAGGGCCGAUCUCUUUGUAUCUAUUGGAACUUCCGGUAAUGUUUACCCCGCUGCGGGAUUUGCUCUUCAGGCAAAGGCAAAUGGGGCUAAAACACUGGAGUUGAAUCUUGAGCCAGGUGAGAAUUACAGUAACUUUGAUGAGAGUGUGUAUGGAAAGGCUUCAGAGAUAGUACCAACCUGGGUGGAGAAGAUGUUGAAAGAGAAUGCAGAAUAA